CUUUUGUACAUGUUGAAAACAUUGUACUAAUUAAAAAAUUACUUCUAAAAUGAUUGAUUCAAAAGUUUUAGAAAUGGCUGAUUUAAAGAAGAUUUAUAUAAACAAAUCAAAUGUGGAUUCACAAAUUCAGACAAUAUUGGAUACACACCCAGUAUCCACUCCAGAUGUCUUAAAUGCAUGGUUACUGAAAGCCAUCACAGUCAUUGACUUAACAACCUUAUCUGGUGAUGAUACAAGAUCAAAUGUAUUCAGACUUUGUACUAAGGCGGCAAAUCCUUUACCAACAGACUUGAUAAAAAAGUUGGACUUAAAAGAACCUAUCAGAACUGCAGCUGUAUGUGUUUACCCAACAAAAGUAAAAGAUGCAUAUGAAGCUAUCAAACUUAUGGAACUUACAUCUGAAAUCAAUAUUGCAGCUGUGGCCACUGGUUUUCCAUCAGGUCUCUACCCAUUAGAGACAAGACUACAAGAAAUAAAGUAUGCUGUUUCAAAUGGAGCAACCGAAAUUGAUGUGGUCUUAGACCGUAGCUUGGUCCUAACAGGGCAAUGGGAUGCAUUGUUUGAUGAAGUCAAACAGAUGAAGAAAGCAUGUGGUGAAGCCCACUUGAAAGUCAUCCUUGGAGUUGGUGAAUUGGGAAGUUAUGAAAAUGUUUAUAGAGCUUCCAUGAUAUCUAUGAUGGCGGGAGCAGACUUCAUAAAGACCUCUACAGGUAAAGAGGCUGUGAAUGCGACUUUACCCAUUGGUCUUGUCAUGUGCAGAGCUAUAAGAAGACACUAUCAAUCAACUGGAAUCAGGGUGGGCCUCAAACCAGCUGGGGGCAUAAAGACAGCUAGAGAUGCAGUCAACUGGCUAGUCCUUGUGUACACGGAAUUAGGUCCAGAAUGGCUCACGCCAAAACUGUUCCGCAUUGGUGCAUCAAGUUUGCUUGCUGAACUUGUAAACAAUAUCGUGUGUAAGUAAGAGGAUAGUCAAUAAGUGUUGUUAAAUUUUUUCCGAAAACUUAGACAUAUUUUUGUAAAAAUAUUUCUUUAUUGGUGCCAUAUUUAUUUGACCUAAAUGUUAUUUGUAAAGACGAAUUGAAUUCUAUUUUUAUACUCUUAAUUUUUAUAUAACAUCUACAUAUUUAUAAGCAUUGUUCAUAUGUUACCCAAAUGGAAAUGUUAUUAAUAAAAACAUCAGAAAAAUAUUUGUGCAUUUUUUAUUUCAUUUCGUUAAUCAUAUAAAUUAAUACACCUUAUCCACUAUAUGACACUUAUGGUAACAAACUUAGAUUUAAAAUUAUUAAUAAAAACAAAAAUAACUUAAUAUACAUUUUCGUAUAAAGUAUUUUGUUUAAGGUUGGAAUAUGUUUAACAAGGCGUUAUUUACAAAAAAAAUAUUUACAACAUUUGAACUUCAGAGGUCAUAAAGAUUAGACAAAUUUAUCAAUGCUGAGGAACCCGAUAUAGAUAGUAGUAGUACGCCCGAUAUAUCUUGGCCUUUGAAACUCAUAAUUUGAAGCAGCCAGCGGGAUACAAGUAUAAUGGUUUGGUACGAGGAAAAGAAGUAAUACUACCAUAGAUACGAUACAAUACAAACACCAGUAAGUCAAGUUAUGAGAUUUUAAACCUUCUUGUUUCGUUAUUAAGUUGAAAUUGUCAUCUAUUUUAGCAGACUGGAAUAAUAAGCCAGCAUCGAAAUAUUGAAAGACAUGACGGGCAGUUUAGUGUUGUAGUUAGUCAUCAAAAAUGGCCAAAUUAUAUGACCCCUACACUACAACCAUGUGUUUUGCUAAAUGUUCUACAUUCAUGGCUGUUUUUCUACUGGUUCUUCCGCACGGAAACCGUACUCGGGAUGCGCGCUAUAGUUGACCACUCGGAGUUUACCGGACCUGUCCACGUAUCCGUAGUGGCCUUUUACCAGACCAUCGUUGUCCCGCUCCUCAUACCGAAAUUGACGGUUUUUGC
Molecule: messenger RNA, 1947 nt
Organism: Spodoptera exigua (beet armyworm)
Lineage: Eukaryota; Metazoa; Arthropoda; Insecta; Lepidoptera; Noctuidae
Source: the annotation of a GenBank genome assembly